AUGCGUUGUGGCUUCUUUGGCGAUAUCCGAAUCCCACACGACGCCAUCGGCCAUCCAUUAUCUCGUUCCUACCUAUCCCACACUGCCAUCCCACACUCCAUCCCACAAAGCUGGGUCGGGUCUGCAGUAAGCCAGCCUCGUCAGCAUCAGCAGCGCGUGGCAUUGGUGAUUACCUACAUACCUGCCCCCAACGGCACGGCCCAACUGCCAGCCAUGGCUGAAAGCCCUAUCAAGAAGCAGUUUGUUUGCGAGUGCGGUCGCGAGUAUAUUCGCAAGGAACACUUGCAGCGCCACAAAGCCACCCAUGGUCGUCCGUCCUUUACCUGUCCGGCCUGCGAUAGGUCCUUUACUCGCCUCGAUCUGCUCCGACGCCAUUCCAAGAUUCAUGGCGCAGUGGUGCCCGACUCCCGCAAGGAGCCCGCCUGCGAUGCCUGCCACGCCAGCAAGAUCAAGUGCGAUGGUGGCAGCCGAUGCUCCCUCUGCCGCAAACGCGACAUCGAGUGCACCUACCAGCGCGCCAAUCUCGCCCGCCGCGUCAUUGAGGCCAAUCCCGACGUCAUCUUUGAUCUUAGCGGCGGCAACUAUUCCGCCAACCAGAACCAGACGGCCAUGAACCACCACGGUACAACCAAGCCAGCCGCCGGCGGAAGAGUGAGGGCAGCCAGCCGCGCCAGCAGCAGCUCGGCGAGCGACACCACAUCGCCGCCGAUCCUGACGACGUCGCACCAUGCGUCGCCGUUGGAAGUCUCGUGGAAUGAGCGCACCAAGGCCGGCACCCGCGUCAUCGCCCACGCCAUGGGCGUGCUCCGCGAUGGCGGCGAGACUGACGCGCUAUCGAACCCGUCCCCGAAGAUGAAGGACUGGUUGCAUGACUCAUUCAAGUCGUACUUUGCCCAGUUUCAUGAGACAUGGCCAAUUCUGCACGCGCCCGAGUGCGAUGACCCUUUGGACUUUGUGCCGCUGGCGGCCUCCAUUGCCAUCAUCGGAGCUUGGCGCAACAUCACAGACCCGGCCGCUAUGCAAAUGAUUCUUGCAAUUCAUCAAAUAUUGAUGCAAUAUUUAUUUGCCCAAUUGACUCGGUUCACUUUCGACUCGGGCCAGCCUUGGCCGAUUGAAUUAUACCAGGCUAGUCUUCUCAAUGCCAUAUUUGCAUUCGAGAUAGGCGUGAGUACUACAUGA
Messenger RNA from Cordyceps militaris CM01, 1179 nucleotides. Its product is annotated as C6 and C2H2 transcription factor, putative. The record is from RefSeq and is a predicted model, not a curated record. NCBI's taxonomy places the organism in Eukaryota, Fungi, Ascomycota, Sordariomycetes, Hypocreales, Cordycipitaceae. The coding region runs from base 1 to 1179 and encodes 392 amino acids. Gene Ontology annotation, biological process: regulation of DNA-templated transcription. Gene Ontology annotation, molecular function: DNA-binding transcription factor activity, RNA polymerase II-specific; zinc ion binding. The transcript has 4 exons.